AGACAAUUUGCUUGGCAUUAUGCUGAAGAUAUUGAAUGAAUUUUGUUGGUUUGAUUGCCGAAAUCACGUUUGUUGUCAGAAAACUAUUUUGUAUGCUGAUUUCAGUGUUUUCGCAUGUUUAAGUGAUUAUAUGUGGUGGUCGAGGUGCAAAACUCAAUUUAGAGAAAAUAUAUUGAGUAGAUGAAGUACAUGCAGGUAAUGUGGAAUUAGGUGAUUAGCUAUGCGACGGCCUUUCUGAGUUUCUGUUACUUGACAUUACAACUCUUGGAGUUUAGAUCUUAGUGGUGGUAGGUGAGAGAAUGAGAUUCAUUAUUGUCUGUUGUAGGUUAUGUCUUGACUUUUAUCAAAAGUAAAAAAGAUUGGUCACUUUUAUGACCUUCUGGAAUUUUGGUGGUUUGCGGAGAAUGGGAAUGAACGAUGAUCUGGGAAUAGGUUUCACUCCCCAAAAUUGGGGAAUGGAAAAUAUAUUAUCGGGAAUCUACAAUUAAGCUAUCAUAAUAUGUUAAUUCCCAUUCCCCUCCCAAAUACCACCCUACCAAGCACCUUAUUAGAUAUCCCGUGACCUGGCGUUCGAUUGGAAUGUAGGCUAUGUGACUAUAUCUUCAGAAUACUAUUAUUGAAUGUUGAAGCAAAAAGAGUAAUGGAUUCCCAGCUUCAUUGUGGAUCAUCUCUUCCACAGAAAUUGUUCCUUGAGGCAUUAUCAUGCUCUGAUAAUGUAGAGGCAUCUCUUUUACUACGUUUACUUAAGAAGACACCACAACUUCUGAAUGAUUUUGGAAAAAAUACAAGGGAAUUGGUGUCAUUGAAAUUUUUAGAGAGUUUAUUCCUUCAAGGAGCUCGUGCAAAUCCUGUAUCUUAUGCCUCGAGGAAAAAAGUUAGAUUAGAUCCAUCUGACCUUUGCGAAGAUGUACUCCGACGAAUAUUGAGCGAGACAUCUGUAUCACAACAUCUGAAAUCUGCUGGACUAGAAAUCUCGAAGUGGGAUCUUGAGCCGUUCAUAGAGCAUAAAAAGUCUAGCUUGCCUAGAUUAUAUGCUCUGAAACAGCUGAAGGAUGCAUUGCUUACAGGAAGCCCUUCUAGUUUGUCAUCUUUGAAAGAAUGUAGUGGUUUGCCAGUUGGGAGUCACACUGAGCAUAAUGCCCCCGCAGAAGGUGGCAAAUGCAAUGUAAAUACACCUAGAGCCGAAUGUCAUACGGAUGAUGGUAACCUCUUGCCAAGGGAUUUGCCUGAUGAAAACUUAGUACCAGUUAACAGGAAAAAAAGAGCCAGUGAAAGUCCAGCUGAACAGUUGGAUACAACCUGCAUAAACCCUGUCAAGAAGAAUAGGCAUGAUAUCAUUUUCAAUGAACAGAAUGUAGGUGAGCAGGUAAUAUCUUCAGCAGUCCAUAUACAAAUAACAGAUGCUUCUACAGUAACUUUGCUCCAUCUUAAAGGAAAAAGGUUUGGCCUUGAAAGAGGGCUCGUGAAACCUUAUAAUCAUGAUACUAUUGAGUGUACUUCAUCAGGGUUUGUUGAUUCAAAUGGAGUUUUGCCUUGUGAAAAGAAGGUUCCUCAUUGUGACAAUGGACAAAAUAACAAACCUGAGGAGCAGCAGAGGCAAGAGCAGAACAUUCAGGAAGAAGGUGGCAAGAACGAGGCCGGUGACCCCAAAACAACUAAUGAUGACGUGGAUAGAUUUGAGCUACAUAUGAACAAUGUUCAUGAAGUGAAAGAAAAAUCUCAUGUUUGUAAUGAUAAUGAUGGGAAUGACGGUGGCAAGACUGAAAUCGCUAGAAAAGAAAAUGCUUUGCACAGUCUUCAGAACACAUGCAGCCAAGAUCCAUUGGAAACAACUAAUAGUGGUGCACGAAGGUGCAGCUUAGAGAAAGAAACGCGUGUCGAGGUCAUGAGGCAAAAUGGGUCUCCUGGGAAUGGUAAUAACCAUUGUAAUUCAUCAAAGGAGCUUGUUGGGAAUUUUCACGUUUUGCCCGAUUGUGGUACUGAAGUGCUGAAUGAGGAGGGUCAAACCAGAGAAAAUGGAGGGAAUGGUUUCCAUGGGCUCACAUCGACUAACGAGGACAUUGAUAAGUAUGACCAAAACGUUCCUAGAACUCUCCCAACUGUUGGUGAAGCUGAAGAUGAUGUCGAUAUUUUCAGUGAUACUGAUGGAUAUCACGAUGAGAGGACAACUAUUGACACACAGAAGAAAACAUUUUUGAGCUCCCAAUACAUAUGCAGUCAAAAUACGUUAGCAACAACCAGUGGAAGAGAACAACAUAUUUGUAUGAAAUGUCGCAGGGGUGGAGAUUUAUUGUCUUGUACUUCUGAUUCCUGCCCUAUAGUGAUUCAUGAGAACUGUUUGGGUUCAGAUGUGAGCUUUGACACAGGGGAGGCAUUUUGCUGCCCGUUUUGUGCAUAUUCUCGAGCAAUAUCCAAGUAUCUGGAAGUUAAGAAACUUGCCAUCUUGGCAAGAAAGGAUUUUGCAACUUUUAUUUGCUUGGGCCCCGAAAAUGAACCAAACAAACAGUCCUGUGGAUCAUUUGGGAUGGAUGGAAAUUGUUUGAAACAAAAUGAUGGGUUGCCUAAAAGUAAUGACCUAAACCAGAUAAAUGUUGUGAAGAAGGUCAGUAAUCACCAAGAAAGGAAGAAAUUGGAAUAUGAGCAGGCAGGGCCUUCAAAAUUACGUUCUGUUUUCAGCCCUCCUCUCAGAAGAAAAGCAGCAGACUCAACUGAUAGAGUUCAUAGUUUAAAAACAGAUAAACAAGAUGGGAAAGGAAUUACGCAAGAAUCCCAACGUCUGAGAGAUUGCAGACGGAAACAGAUUGGUGUAGAGGCAGUUCAUAACUCUCAGAGGGAAACUGUGGUCUCAGAGACAAGUGGGAGUAAGAAGCAUGCUGAUGUCAGAUCCAAAAAGGGUGUACCACGUCUGCCAGAAACAGAUUUACCUUGUGAGCACAAAUGCUCACAAAGUUCUCAAUCAAAUGAUGCAGAGGAAUUAUCUGAAGCAGAGAAUGAGGGUUCUGGAGGUAGCAAAAUCUGUUUAAGGGUUCGAAAACAAGAAAGGCGAAACUUGAAUCCAGCAAUUCCUCACUUCAGGAGGAAAAACAUCCCGUGGACAAGUGAAGAAGAAGAAAAACUGAAGGAGGGGAUGCGAGUAUGUUGUGGCCCUUAUGAUGCUAAGAUCCCAUGGACAAAGAUCUUGGGACAUGGCGAAGGUAUAUUCCACCCAAGUCGUACCACCAUAAACCUCAAAGAUAAAUGGAGGAAUAUUUGUAAGGCCAGCUCAAAAUCCAAACUGUAGUUUUCAUGAAACUGUGGUUGAAGAUACGAACUAGUGUUUGUUUUUAGGAUUUUUCUUUUCUUUUUCUUUAUAAAAUUUUAUGUAAUAAUACUAACUAGUGUUUGCUUGUAGCUGUGCUAUGAGCAACGAUCUCCGUAACAUUUUGGGACUGCUAUAUUCUGAUUUUUGAAUC
Molecule: messenger RNA, 3452 nt
Organism: Salvia miltiorrhiza (redroot sage)
Lineage: Eukaryota; Viridiplantae; Streptophyta; Magnoliopsida; Lamiales; Lamiaceae
Exons: 7
Coding region: 641-3280 (879 amino acids)
Source: RefSeq, a predicted model, not a curated record